AUGCAGCGGAAUCUAAUUAACAAAAAUCCGCAACUUAAAUUUCUCUUGGACGACGAGAAGGAUUACGACACACCGGAAAUUAAACCAGACGUUGUCACUGAGACCUCGGAACAGGGUCUGAUAGUUGGUGCACUUGCCGCUCGCUCCAGCGUGGUCUCCAUGCCCCCACCCUGUGCUCGUGCUGUAUUCUCCGAUUCUGGAAAUACCACCAAUCCUAACUACUACACCAGUGUCGACAACGCAUGGGACUGUUCCUCCUCAAGCUUACAUCCCAGGAGUUUCCUUCCUUCUUUCUUUAUUUCUUUCUUUCAAUACACCACUUUUAGAGACAGUUUUGUAUAG
Molecule: messenger RNA, 342 nt
Organism: Dibothriocephalus latus
Lineage: Eukaryota; Metazoa; Platyhelminthes; Cestoda; Diphyllobothriidea; Diphyllobothriidae
Source: the annotation of a GenBank genome assembly